Cuculus canorus (common cuckoo) is the source of this 3536-nucleotide messenger RNA. It is a transcript of the gene PACSIN1, whose product is annotated as protein kinase C and casein kinase substrate in neurons 1. The record is from RefSeq and is a predicted model, not a curated record. The transcript is spliced from 10 exons. Gene Ontology annotation, molecular function: protein binding; phospholipid binding. Gene Ontology annotation, biological process: neuron projection morphogenesis; actin filament organization; neuron development. NCBI's taxonomy places the organism in Eukaryota, Metazoa, Chordata, Aves, Cuculiformes, Cuculidae. The coding region runs from base 715 to 2052 and encodes 445 amino acids. Gene Ontology annotation, cellular component: cytoplasm; plasma membrane; endosome.
CCGGUAACUGUUUCAGCCCCCCAUCCUCCUGGGCUGUGCCUCGCUGUCACCCUGCCGCAGCCCCUGGACUCCUCGAAGCCAGCUGUGUGCACAGCUGGAGCUCUCGGGAACCCACCAACUACCCUCUCUGGGUGUCCUAGUCCUGCCCUCCCACCCCAUUCCCCAUCCCAAGUUUCCCACUGCCUGCUCCAUCUUCCCCAGGGAAAUCGUUCAUGGCCACAUCCCGCUCCCACAGCCCUCUUGGCACGUGGCAGAAGGAAACUGGGGCAGUUCCUGGUGACUGUGGCCCCAUCUUGGUGGCAGAUGCCAUAUGGGAUGGGUCCAACGCUUCCGCAGGGGAUCGCUGUCCGGAGCCGGGGCAGGAUGGGGAUGCCCACGGCCACCACGGUCCCCUCUCCAUCUCCGUUUGAUGCCACCCCACAAUUCAGCCACAGCUCUGGGCGAAGCGGCAAAGGGUUAAGCCAUGCAGCGGGGCCACGUGAUGUUCCGGGGAUGCCGUUUUUCUGAAGAUCAGGAUGGAUUAGAGUGGAAUAUCAGGACGAGGAUUUCUUUGCAGGGUGCAUCCCCCUCCCCAGCCCUGGCCUGGCCUCUCGCCCCUCACCACGGCUCCCCAGGGACGCCCAGUGCUGAGCUGAGCCUGACUGUGCAUGAGGCUGGUGUUCGCCCCAGAGCCACCCAGCGCCCGCACUGACACCCGAGGCAGCGCCGGGAACCAUGUCGGGUUCCUACGACGAGUCGGCAGCGACCGCGGAGGAAACAACCGACAGCUUCUGGGAGGUGGGGAACUACAAGCGUACGGUGAAGCGGAUUGAUGACGGGCAUCGUCUCUGUAAUGACCUCAUGAAUUGCGUGCACGAGCGGGCCAAGAUCGAGAAGUCCUACGCCCAGCAGCUCACUGACUGGUCCAAGCGGUGGAGGCAACUCAUUGAGAAAGGUCCCCAGUAUGGGAGCCUGGAGAAGGCAUGGGGUGCCAUCAUGACGGAGGCGGACAAGGUGAGCGAGCUGCACCAGGAGGUGAAGAACAGCUUGCUGAACGAUGACUUUGAGAAGGUCAAGAACUGGCAGAAGGAUGCCUACCACAAGCAGAUCAUGGGAGGGUUCAAGGAAGCCAAGGAGGCAGAGGAUGGCUUCCGGAAAGCCCAGAAACCUUGGGCCAAGAAGCUUAAGGAGCUGGAGACAGCCAAGAAAGCCUAUCACCUGGCAUGCAAGGAGGAGAAGCUGGCCAUGACUCGGGAAGCCAACAGCAAGGCAGAUCAGUCCAACACCCCUGAGCAGCAGAAGAAGCUCCAGGACAAAGUGGAAAAGUGCAAGCAAGACGUGCAAAAGACUCAGGAGAAGUAUGAGAAGGUGCUGGAUGAGCUGAACAAGUGCACCCCGCAGUACAUUGAGAGCAUGGAGCAGGUCUUUGAGCAGUGCCAGCAGUUUGAGGAGAAGAGGCUCAACUUCCUCAAGGAAGUGCUUCUGGACAUCAAGAGGCACCUGAACCUGGCUGAGAGCAGCAGCUACGCCAACGUCUACCGGGAGCUGGAGCAGACCAUCCGCAUCUCGGAUGCGCAGGAGGAUCUCCGGUGGUUCCGCAGCACCAGUGGCCCUGGGAUGCCCAUGAACUGGCCCCAGUUUGAGGAGUGGAACCCAGACCUGACGCACACGAUAACACGGAAGGAGAAGCAGAAGAAGGGUGAUGGGGUGGCCCUGACCAAUGCCAGCAGCACGGGCGAGACAGGGGCAUCAGCGGGCGAGCGUGGGAGCGUAAGCAGCCACGACCGCGGGCAGACCUACAGCGCCGAGUGGUCUGACGACGAAGGCAGCAACUCCUUCAACACCAGUGAGGCCAACGGAGGCACCAACCCCUUCGAUGAGGAGUCGGCGGGGAAGGGGGUGCGGGUGCGGGCUCUGUACGACUACGAUGGGCAGGAGCAGGACGAGCUCAGCUUCAAAGCAGGUGAUGAACUAACCAAACUCGGUGAAGAAGACGAGCAAGGAUGGUGCAAAGGGCGCUUGGACAACGGGCAGCUAGGUCUCUACCCCGCCAACUACGUGGAGGCAAUCUAAGUCUUGUGGUGUGCUCCUCGUCGCCGUCAGCAGAUAAAUCCACGCUCCGUCGUCUCCAUCUCUCCACCAGCCAACCAGCCAUUUUGCCGUCUGGUCCUUCACUCCUCACACUUAGAGAUUCAGACAUAUUUUCCGACCAAGCUUUUAUUUUUUUAAGAGUUGUCUCCGAAGAGUAUUUUGCAUAGUCGCUUUCUUCUUCUUCUUCUUCUUCUUCUAAGAUAACGUGAAGCGAAAGAUGACGUUGUCCGUUCGUCUAUGUUAGUUGAUUUUUUUUUCCAAGCGAAAAGCCAAUACCUCAAGAUCUUAAAGCCCAACCAGUGAGAGCUUCUGAUUGGUUGGUUUUUAAAGAUACUGAAAUCAUGAGCCGCCUUCUGAUUGGCUGGAACUGUUCCAAAAUGCACGCCGCUGAAGCUCCUGGGACCAAUCAAAUUCACCCCAGAAAACCAAGAGGGAAUGGAGUUCGACUCCGUUUUUUUUGGUGUUUCCACGUUCUUCUCCCCAAUUCAUCCUCCCUCCCCAAAGGAAGGGGAACGUCCCCACCUGCCCCACAGCCACCUGACCCCAUCUGCGGGCAGGUCCCUGUUCUGGUGGCAGAUCGAUAUGCCCAGGUGAGGUGGGAGCAGCACUGCCGUGGAACUUGGUGGUAUCUCCUCAGCUUUCUCCUGGCUGCCAAUGUGUCCGGAGCAGGUGGAGACUCCCAAGCUGAUGCCUCACGUGUGCUGCAGGGAGCAGCAUCGCCCUUCAUGAGGGCAGGCACCCGGCACCCAGCAGAUCCAGGGUGAGAUGGCCCUUAAAUGCUCUUCAGGGAAGGACCCACCACAGCCCAGCGCUGCUGGAAGCACCUUCACGCCCAGCCUGGGAAAGCGAGGACCAGUUGGGAUGCUCCUGGGGCUGGUCCACGUCUGUCCCACUUCCUGAAGAGACGCAGGAGCAGAUGAGGGAUGGAGAUUAAGCAACGUCCAACCUUGAAUGGAUCCAGCAGAAGCCGCAGCCAGCUGGAGGAUGAGGAGGUGCAGACCCCUGGGGGUCUCCCCUCCUGCUCUUGGGCUCUCAACCACCUGCGGCGCGGACCCCUGAGCACCCAUGGGGGCUGCCACCCAGCAUGGUCACCCCAACCCCUCUGCCCCAGGCAUAUUUGUCACCUUGAGCUCUUCCCUACAGCCAUCUCAUCUUAUCUCAUCUUCGCAGCAUCGAUGCCAUCAUUUUCCUGCACGCUCUUCCCUCUCCUGCCCCCUCCGUGGGUUGUGGAAUUUUUUGGCCCCAGGGAUCAAGUGUUUUCGGAGAGGCAGGAGAUGCUCCAUGUGCUGGGCAUGGUGGGCAAGAACCACCCAGCCCUGCCUCCCCUGCCAGGUCCCCAAGCAGGGUAAAGAAAAACCACAUCAAAAGUCAGAAAAAAAACCCCAACCAACCACCUGUCUCAGCAAUGCACCCCGGUUUUUUUGUACAUUGAUUGUGUAAUUUAAGAAGUAUAUAUAUAUAAUAUA